CGAUCAUUUAGGGCAGCUAGCCAAGAUCCCGGUUGUGCGCCUAUAGAAGAGGCGGGAUAAUCGGGGCGACGGAGAUCUGCGAUUUCUUGGCUCUCCUCUUCCCCCCCUCUGCUAGGCGGUUGCGCUCAGGGGCAGAGGCCAAUUUUGCCGAGGAACCGACGGAUCUACAGUGGUGCGUACAUAGGCGAGAAACGCUUCGGUGAGACUGUCAAGCAUCUCAUGAUGAUGAUUGCAACAUACCUACUACCCAGUUGCCCAGGGCUAUGAUUAAUCUCAUACACACAGACACAUCAACACGAUGGGCAAUUCAGCCUUGGUAAAGCCCAGGGUUGUUGAUAGGCUAUAUUCCAAGGUGUAAGGGAGCUUUACGACCGCUCGUCGUUUGCGGUAGCCAAUUAUAGGUUGAAUAAGGCCGUAUACCGAGUAUCUGGCUGCUCGUUUACUUUCUCCGCGUUUUCACGGCGAGCCGCCCGUUCUUCAAGAUGCGGGCAUAAAAACUACCAGCGUUGAUAUAUAAACCCUUAGAACUCAUCAAUACCGUAAUAUAUCCUCAAAACUCUUAAUCCCCGAGAUCUACCCCAUCCCGCCCGCCAAAAUGUUCCAUAACAGCGUCUGGCUAAGCCUCUUGGCCCUCUCCACCCUCACUAAUGCCUCCGUGCUAAACCGGGAUCCAACCCCCACAACGACAACGGCUCCGGGGACUAGCUCCACCACAUGCGAAAACCCAAACCAAACCACCGGUUAUCCGGACUACAACGCCUUCUGCCAGUGUCCGCCGUACACGGCCGAUUCCCCCGCGUACGGGAACCCAUACCUCGGCCUCGUCCGCUGCGACACUAAGUGCGCCCCCGCCAACCCCACCCAGGUCGCCACGCACCCCGAGAACGGGAGCUUACAGGAUUGUAUGAAUGCCUGUACCGGGUCUUUCGAGAAGGCGAAGAGAGCGGAGGAGGGAGGGUUAGAGGCGAGACAGGGGGAUCCGGAUUAUUGGUUUUGCCACGGGGUUAAUUUUAUACAAGGCGAGCUAUGCGAGUUCAUUGGACAGCUUGGUACGAGGGAGUUUGUGGAGGGCGGUUCGGAUUGCUUUUAUGUUGACGGACUUGAUUCUUGAGAGUCGAGUACCCGAGUACCCGAGUUUAACAGGAUUUAGUACUGACUAUGAAAUGGAAAUGUUGUAAUUACCGCGAUAUGAAACUUUUCAUGAAGAGCAGAACUAGAGAAAAGAAAACCCAAAGAAACUCUUCUCAUACAAUUACCCUCGUUAAACUCAGGUACCUAUUUGUACGCGAUAACCACUUCCCACGUCCCAUUUCCUUUAACGAUCAUUGUCAAAAAGGGCGUUAACGCCGGCAGCGUCGUCGGCGGGGUUGUUAGCAUCGGCG
Molecule: messenger RNA, 1382 nt
Organism: Annulohypoxylon maeteangense
Lineage: Eukaryota; Fungi; Ascomycota; Sordariomycetes; Xylariales; Hypoxylaceae
Exons: 2
Coding region: 596-1111 (171 amino acids)
Source: RefSeq, a predicted model, not a curated record